AUGGAAGCGAAUCCGGAGGCUCUGGCACCCACUGUGAAGGCGGGAGUGGAGCGAGUCAUCUCAUCCCACUCCUCUGCUCUCUCAUCCCCAGGUGCAAUUCCCUACAGGCCAUUUGAUGUGCUCCUCACCACCACGCUGGUUGAUGUGGCAAGUGGAUGUAGCUGUGAGAGAGUUGAUUCUAUCAACGAAGUAAUCACCUGCGAUAGGGGAGACCCUGGUCCUACAAGUCAUUGUGGUGAGGCGCACCAUUUGAUGGCACAAUUGAAGGAAGAUGAGGACAAAUCGAGUAUAAAGAUCUUCCAACAAAUGUGGAAGUUCAUGGAAGCGAAUCCGGAGGCUCUGGCACCCACUGUGAAGGCGGGAGUGGAGCGAGUCAUCAACUCCAACAAAGACUACGCCUUCAUCCUCGAGUCCACAAUGAAUGAGUACUUCAAUCAGCGCAGACCCUGCACUACCAUCAAGGUGCGUGACAGCUGA
Molecule: messenger RNA, 477 nt
Organism: Echinococcus granulosus
Lineage: Eukaryota; Metazoa; Platyhelminthes; Cestoda; Cyclophyllidea; Taeniidae
Product: Glutamate receptor
Exons: 4
Coding region: 1-477 (158 amino acids)
Source: RefSeq, a predicted model, not a curated record